Molecule: messenger RNA, 525 nt
Organism: Arvicanthis niloticus (Nile rat)
Lineage: Eukaryota; Metazoa; Chordata; Mammalia; Rodentia; Muridae
Source: RefSeq, a predicted model, not a curated record
AUGGUUUUCAGAGACUCCGUUAGAGAAGGGAUUCAUUUGUUUGCAUUUGUUUUAUAUUCAGGAACCUCUCUGAGGUUGAAAUAAAUCAUUGUGUUCCUAGGAAGACUUACAGGGAUGUUGCUGUUCCUGGGGCCCUACAGUCUUCUUUACUUUCUUCCUCUUAGGGAAGACAUGAUGGCUGGGCCUGUCUUGCCUUCUACUGCUCUGUGGCCUGCAGCUCUAAGAGUGAGACCGGCUGCCAUCGCUGCAGUUUUUAUCUUAUCCUGCCUCAUAAGUGAUGUUGGAGGUGUGAUUUGCAAGUUCUGCAAUCUCUCCAUCCCGUUCCAUGGAUGUAUGCUAGACUUUGGAACCUGCAGAACAAAGCCUGGCCAGUAUUGUAUAAAAGAGGUCCUCACUAAAGGAGGAAUCGAAUGGUAUUCAAUUAAAGGCUGCACAGAGGACAAAUCAGAGUGCUUUAAGAGGAUCGUAAAGAAUUAUGAAAUCCGCACUUCUCAUUGCUGCCACCGUCCCCUGUGCAACUUCUGA